AUGAACUUCAUCUUCGAUCAGAGGCUGUAUGCCAAGGCAUUGGUUCUGAUAAUAUUUUUGGUGGGGGCUUAUAAUCAGUCAGCACAGAUGUUCCGCGGAGCAGUAGCGCAGGUGUUACGGCAGUCUGCCAGAUUUCAGUCCAGUGAUGCAGGGAUAUUGGAGAGAUCCCUAAACAAAGUGCAGAUUUUAGGUCGUGUUGGGCAGGACCCAGUAAUGAGGCAGACUGACACCAAGAACGCUGUCACCAUCUUCUCUGUGGCUACUAACGAGAUGUGGCGGACAGGCGAGGGCGAGGUGUUUAAUGCAAGUGGAGACAUCAACCAGAAGACAACAUGGCACAGAAUAUCUGUCUUUCGGCCUGGCCUUCGGGAUGUAGCUUACCAGUACAUCAAGAAAGGGGCUCGGGUGUUCGUAGAAGGCAAGAUCGAUUAUGGAGAGUACACAGACAAGAACAAUGUGCGCAGACAGGCCACCACCAUCAUAGCAGAUAAUAUCAUAUUUCUGAGUGAUACGCGAGAGAGACCAUGAUGUACCCUUGACCCCCUGUCCUUCCUUGUAUGUACAGCCCUGAUCUUAGCAAAGUG
Molecule: messenger RNA, 584 nt
Organism: Nanorana parkeri
Lineage: Eukaryota; Metazoa; Chordata; Amphibia; Anura; Dicroglossidae
Gene: SSBP1
Product: single stranded DNA binding protein 1
Exons: 7
Coding region: 1-528 (175 amino acids)
Biological process (GO): positive regulation of helicase activity; mitochondrial DNA replication
Cellular component (GO): mitochondrial nucleoid
Molecular function (GO): single-stranded DNA binding
Source: RefSeq, a predicted model, not a curated record